Molecule: messenger RNA, 2742 nt
Organism: Penaeus indicus
Lineage: Eukaryota; Metazoa; Arthropoda; Malacostraca; Decapoda; Penaeidae
Gene: Pex16
Product: peroxisomal membrane protein PEX16-like
Exons: 7
Coding region: 6-1007 (333 amino acids)
Biological process (GO): peroxisome organization
Cellular component (GO): peroxisomal membrane
Source: RefSeq, a predicted model, not a curated record
GCGUCAUGGCUUCCAAGAUGCAGGACUGUUAUCAGUGGUUCCUCCAGUACAAGAAAUGGGUCAUGAACAACCCUCAAGGCGCGUCGGAAAUGGAAAGCGUGGUGAAAUGGGGGUCGUACUUCUUAGCCGGUCGUUUCAAGAACUCAACACUCCUUUGUGAGAUAGUUUAUUCAGGAUCAAGACUUUUUGAGAUGUUCAAUGACUUCUUGGUCAGGGGAACUUUACCUAAGCUCACCUCAAAACAAGGAGACAAAUUAAAGGUGUUCCUAACUAUUUUGGAAUAUGUGGAGGUGCUAGUGGAAGUUGCAGCUGUUCAGUUAUGGGGGGAAAUGGGCCGUUGGGCAGUAGUUGCUAUCAUUCAACUAACAAAAUGCAUUGGCCGUUUCCUUCUGGUUCUGAAAUACAAGACAUCACUCGUGUCAUCCCCACCAAUCAAGCCACUAGACCGCAGAGCUGUGAUCCAAACCAGACAGCAGAUGUACAGCAAUCAAGGCUCAACUCCUGAAUCGUUCCGCCUUCCCCAUUCUGGUCGCAUCAUGAGAACUCUAGCUGGAGCCCCACCAACUCAUCAGCGCACAUUUAACCCACCACAGCCUCCAAAUAACAAUGAAAAUGAAACAGUUGCUCAAAAGAUGUUAUCUCCAAAGCAACUAACAGCAGAGGCAUUGCACAUUUUACGACCUAUCGGGCAUUUGACGAGCAUGUAUCUCUUUGGAAAGCAGUCUUGGGCACCCUGGGUUUUGGCUCUGGGUAUGGACAUUACAAGCUUGAAUCUCUACAAUGAAUCCAUGCUGUCAGCAGCAGAACGCAGUGAACUGGCUCGAAGGAGAAUCAGCUUGCUAUACUACCUUGUCCGGUCUCCGGCAUUCCACACGGUGACUCACAGGCGUAUAAAAUACUUCUUGACCACAGUAGGCAAUAGAGUCCCUUUGGCUAGAACAGUUUGCCAGCCUUUGCUUGAGUACAUUCCUGAAUGGCAGAAGAUUUAUGCUUAUACUUGGAGUUAGGUUGUCUCAAAGAGAGAGCCUGCAAAUAGGUGAUAUUCAGGUGUACAAUACAAUCUGGAGACAAUGAAAGAUAACCACAUACUGUACAUAGAUGAUGUACAUAUAUAACUCUGUUAUAUAUUUCUCUACCUUUAGUAUACACCAACUGUAAAUAAUUUGCUUUGUAGUUUAUUGUAAUCGGUUUAUAGGUUGUUGAUAUUUUCAACCUUCAUUAGAUAGAAAAGGUUAAUACUAAAUAAGGUAUGGUCAUUUUGCAUAAAACAAACAAACAUAGAAUUGGUUUUAUACUGAGGAAAUAGUGAUUUGAUUAUAUAGAUAUCUUUCAGUAUUAUGUGCUAAACCUGAACUAGUCAGAGUUAUUAAGGUAUUUGGUAUUUGAGAAAUAGCUUAAACAACUAAGGACUUUACUCCCUAAAAAUAUGCAUAUGUAAAAUAAUUUGUAAUGUGACAUUUAGUGCGUGCCUCAGCAAGUGAUUAGAGUAUUUCAUAAGCUGAUCUUAUAAAUACUUAUGAAAAAAGACUAAGAUUUGAUAAUUUUCGGCAUUUUUUCCUUGAUUUUCUUUUAAGAAAUGUUAUUUUAUUUGAGUGAAUGGGAAAGUUUACAAUGAAUAGAGCUGUGGUAUAAAAAUAGUUUGUCAUAUUGUCCUUAUCAUUAACCCAUUGCUGCCAGGAACACAUAAUGUCCACUGGAGUUUUGUUUUGUGAAUUUUGUUUUUGCAUAGAUUGCUCCACAAAUGCACGGCCACCAAGGAGUUGGAGUGGUAUUGCCUGUUUUCCCAUUUCCUUUAUUUAUUUAUUUUUUUUCUAAUGCUCUUUAUAUCAAUACUGUCGUUAUUACUAUUAUUUGCGUUUUGAUGUGAAUAGUAGUAUGAAAUAAAAGAUAUUUAAAAAAAACAACAAAGGAAAAGGAAAAACAAAUGUAAUAGGUAGGACUAGUAAUUAAUUCCUUCAUGACUAAGCACUUACGGAACUAUGUAUGUGUAAAUACAAUUAGCAAACUAAAUUCACAGUGGACAUUACAUGUACAUAUAUGUCAUUUCCAGUAGCAAUGCGUUAAGAGUUUAGAAAUUAUUUAUAUGUGGAGAUAUGUUUGUCAUAGUUUGUUUUUUUUAUUUCAACUUCAUUCUAUAUACAUUUUAUUUAUGCCUUACUGAUAUUUAUAUACAAAAUGUUAACUGUAGAGUGAAAAUUAUUGGAUGUGUAACUUUAGAUACUUUUUAUAUGGCUGAUGUUGAUAACAUGUGAGAUAGUAUAAUAGAAAAUGGGCAUUAGACUUGUUCAGAUCCUUUCAUUUGAAAUAUCUGCACCAAUUUCCAUUUGUGUUUAUGCAGUGUAUUAAGACCUACAAUCUGGAUGAUGUGACCAUCACAUCAUGAAAAAAUUGGCAUAGGGGUGGGUGACAUGAACAUGCUGUCAUGGGGAAAUCUGGCUGUAGGCUGUGGUGACACAAACUUCUUGUCAUGAGCAUUUUGGCUGACAGGUGACGGAAAUGACUCGUCAAGAAUGCACAAAGCUCUUGUAGGGAGAUUUGGCAUAUUGUAAGGAGCUUUUUUAUUAUUUCCACUGAUAAACGAUGUAAUGUACUAUCAUUGAGCCCUGACUGAAAGAGAGCUGGCUCUAUGGAAGACACUAUAUCCAUGCCCAGUAUCCAUGACUGGCAGUGCUGAUUGUAUUGCAUAAAAUCUAUUAUUACAAUUUUUUUUUUUUAAUUGCAUAAAUUCCAAAUGUUACUUAU